Molecule: messenger RNA, 2052 nt
Organism: Hirsutella rhossiliensis
Lineage: Eukaryota; Fungi; Ascomycota; Sordariomycetes; Hypocreales; Ophiocordycipitaceae
Product: thiF family domain-containing protein
Exons: 9
Coding region: 1-2052 (683 amino acids)
Biological process (GO): protein sumoylation
Cellular component (GO): SUMO activating enzyme complex; cytoplasm
Molecular function (GO): SUMO activating enzyme activity
Source: RefSeq, a predicted model, not a curated record
AUGGAGGCGCAAGGCGCUGCUGGAGCUUCGGCACCUCCUGCUGAAGCUGCCGAAGCUUCUGCCUCGUCGUCGGUCGCUGCCGCAGCAGCCGUCGCGCCGACCGAGCAGAAACAACAACUCCCCGAGCCGCACCAGCUCCACCACCUCCACCACCACCACCACCAACAGCAACAGCCGACCGACGCGUCAAGCGCGCCUCUGCAGCAGAGACCCAGAGUUAUGGCCCGCGAUCGCUUCAACCACCAGUCGCUGGGCGCUUCGCUCAACUCGUCUGUCAAGCAGGCACGCGUGCUAAUGGUCGGCGCCGGCGGAAUCGGAUGCGAACUGCUCAAGAACCUUGUCCUCGCGGGCUUCGGCGAGAUUCACAUUGUCGAUCUCGACACCAUCGACCUCUCCAACUUGAACCGACAGUUCCUCUUCCGCCACGAACACAUCAAAAAGUCAAAGGCUUUGGUUGCCAAGGAUGCUGCCCAAAAGUUCAACCCAAACGUCCAAAUCGUCGCGCACCAUGCCAACAUCAAGGACGCCCAGUUCAGCGUCGCCUGGUUCCACUGCUUCCAUAUCGUCUACAACGCUUUGGACAACUUGGAGGCUCGAAGACACGUCAACAGGAUGUGUCUGGCCGCCGAUGUGCCGCUCAUCGAGAGUGGAACAACCGGCUUCAACGGACAGGUACAGGUCAUCAAGAAGGGCGUUACGGCUUGCUACGACUGCACCCCGAAAGAGACCCCCAAGUCGUUCCCAGUCUGCACCAUCCGAAGCACUCCCAGCCAGCCGAUCCACUGCAUCGUCUGGGCAAAGAGCUAUCUCCUAAACGAGAUUUUUGCCACCAGCGAGGAAGGGUCAGCCUUUGACCACUCGACCGAUGCGGAAAAUGCGCAAGAAAUUGAGGAGUUGAGAAAGGAGUCCAGAGAUCUGAAGCAGAUCCGAGAGGCUGUGGGCACGGAGACCUUUCCGCAGAUGCUCUUCGACAAGGUCUUCAACAAGGACAUUGAACGUCUGCGAUCCGUCGAGGACAUGUGGAAAUCGCGUCGACCACCUGAACCACUCGUGUACAAAACCGUCAUGUCCCAGGCCGGUGACGCGUUGGCGCCCAAAGAGCAGAUCCUGCGCGACGACCAAAAGGCGUGGUCGCUCGAGGAGAGCCUGGUGGUGUUCAAAGACAGCCUGGACCGCCUCAGCAAGCGCAUGCUCCAGCUCAAGCAGACCAAGGAGCCAUCGGCCCCCGAGCCCACCAUCUCUUUCGACAAGGAUGACCUAGAUACCCUCGACUUUGUCGCGUCGAGCGCAAACAUUCGGUCGGCAAUAUUCGGCAUCGACCGCAAGUCCCGCUUCGACAUCAAGCAGAUGGCGGGAAAUAUCAUCCCUGCCAUCGCCACUACGAAUGCCAUUGUCGCGGGCCUCAGUGUGCUGGAGUCGUUCAAGGUGCUCCGGGGAGAGUUCGCGCAGUCAAAGGAGGUCUUUUUGACGCCAUUUGCUUCCGCCCGGUUACUGGCGUCCGAUAGAUCUCGAGAGCCAAAUCUUGAAUGCCCAGUAUGCGGCGUCUUCAACACCAGCAUCGUCGUCGACCCGGCUCGCGCCACGCUCAACGAUGUUGUUGAGGACAUCGUCAAGCUCAAGCUUGGGUUCGGCGACAAGGAGUUUGUUGUCAACAAUGACAUUGGCAUCUUGUGCGAUGCCGACGAGACCGAGAAUCUUCCCAAGACGCUGUCCGAACUCGGUAUCCACGAAGGCAGCUUCCUGACCAUAAUCGACGAAGAUGACGAGGACACGUUUGUGAACGUCGUAGUCGCCAUUCAAGAAGGGAUCACGGAUGGCGAAGAAAAGCCAGUCAAGUCUUCCUUUGUCGAGCGUCCUGAAAUCCCUCGGAAACCCAAGAAGCUUGCACAGCCGGAGGCCAAUGAGCCGGAGCACAAAGGCAUCAAGAGGUCGCAUCCCGACGAUGAGGGCCAGCCUACGCCUACGAAGAAGGCGAAGAUGGUCGAUUCGAUGACAAGCGACGUGGUCAUUGUAGAAGAUGCUGGCGGCGCCAUUGUCAUCGAUGACGACUGA